This is a messenger RNA of Ixodes scapularis (black-legged tick), 989 nucleotides long. Its product is annotated as peptidyl-prolyl cis-trans isomerase-like. The coding region runs from base 1 to 717 and encodes 238 amino acids. The transcript is spliced from 3 exons. NCBI's taxonomy places the organism in Eukaryota, Metazoa, Arthropoda, Arachnida, Ixodida, Ixodidae. Gene Ontology annotation, biological process: protein peptidyl-prolyl isomerization. Gene Ontology annotation, molecular function: peptidyl-prolyl cis-trans isomerase activity. The record is from RefSeq and is a predicted model, not a curated record.
AUGCAUGAAAAAACUCAGCUGAAAGGCGCGGCACCGCCGACCACCACGGAACGCGGCCAGCAGCCACCCGAGACUUCAGAGACCCAGAGCCCUUCUGCAGCGACGUCCUCGGACGCGGGGCGAGCGGACGGGAAAGACACCGCUGGCACCGGUCCACGUGUCAUCCGAAUCCCAUCCCCAUCUCGCCUGUUCACAGACGCCGUCACGCCGAUCAAGGCCAGCAACCCCCGCUGCUUCCUGGACGUCGACGUCAGCGGCGAACCAAUAGGCCGCCUAGUCGUCGAACUCCGGGCGGACGUGGUGCCCAAGACGGCCGAGAACUUCCGGACCCUCUGCGCCGGAACGCUGGGCUACGGCUACCAGGGCUGCCCCUUUCACCGGAUCGUGCCCAACUUCAUCUGCCAGAGCGGAUGCUUCGAGACUCCGACGGGCAAGACAGGGGGCUGUUCCAUCUACGAGGGACGCCCCUUCGAGGACGAGAACUUCGCCCUGCUUCACCUGGAACCCGGCCUACUGUCCAUGGCCAACGCCGGCCCCAACAAGAACGGCUCGCAGUUCUUCAUCACAAUGGUUAAGGCGCCCUACCUGGACAAGAGGCACGUGGUGUUCGGGCGAGUCCUGACGGGCAUGCAAGUGCUCAAGACGCUCUCCGAUCUGGGCACGGUCAGCGGGACUCCACUGCGCCCGGUGUCCAUCCGGGCCUGCGGUGUGCUGUGAACCCUUCAUGGAUGAUGAGCGUAAUUCCAGCUCCUUCUAGACGACAAGGCCGUAGCGCUGGGUUUGCUACGUCACCUUCCGAAGGUCAAUCCGGGGCAAAGGUUUAUAUAAUUCUUAAACUGGUGGGGGCUUAUAAAUCGCUGGAACAGAGCACGAAGUAAACACGAGUGCUGUGUCAGCGCUCGGCUGGGUGCCCUCGGCGUUCGAACACGAGUCCCAGUCGAACGAUGACGCCGCACUCGUGUCUGUGUGCCUCGCGCUGGCCUUCGGUA